Gekko japonicus is the source of this 610-nucleotide messenger RNA. RefSeq names its product ubiquinol-cytochrome-c reductase complex assembly factor 2. The transcript is spliced from 5 exons. Lineage: Eukaryota; Metazoa; Chordata; Lepidosauria; Squamata; Gekkonidae. The record is from RefSeq and is a predicted model, not a curated record. Gene Ontology annotation, cellular component: mitochondrial matrix. Gene Ontology annotation, biological process: mitochondrial respiratory chain complex III assembly. Bases 173 to 550 code for a protein of 125 amino acids.
AGUUCGGUCUGCGCGGACGUCACCGGCUUUCCUACAGGAAACCGUAGUGAUUGGUCCUUUUCUCUAUGGUAUCUCCGCCCCGUCAUGGAGAGGAAAAAUUAAUAACACUAAAUUUGCGGAGCUAAGACCACGUGAGCCUCCUGCUAGUGGUGACGGGGACGCACUGCCCAAGAUGGCGGUGACGCGCUACCGGCGUUUCUUGAAGCUCUGUGAGGAGUGGCCCGUGGAGGAAACGAAACGUGGGCGUGACUUGGGCACCUUCUUGCGGCAGCGGGUGGCUCAGGCCUUCCGGGAGGGAGAGAACACGCAGAUUGCUGAUCCCGUGACCUGUGAUGAAAUGUACGAGAGUCUAGCUAGAAUCCAUACCAACUAUUAUAAAAACAAGUAUCCACGCUUGAAAGAUACCAGCUUCACUGGAGUGUCGGUGGAAGAAUGCAAGAUGGUCCUUGCAACAGAUAGUCUGAAACAGAUGGAAGAAGCGAAGAAAGGAAAAUGGACCAAAUUGCGUGAGAAGUUCUCUGCCAAGAUUCCUGAAGAGGAUUCCAAGUGAUAAUUUCAGUGUUUACAAAUCACUGUAUUUUGCCUGUAUUUAUAAACCAUCUUGAAAUAG